CUGGAGCAUAUUUUUCCGCCCGCUCAGCACUGGCCUCCAGAGCAGUUCCUUGUUCUUCGGGUCUGUGCCACAGCGGAUGAAAGGAGGAGAAAUGUUGGCUGUUACCCUGCUUUUGCUUCUGGCCGUCGGCUCCGGGGUGUUGGCCGAACCCGUUAAGUUCUUUGACUGUGGUUCCAAAGAUGGAAGUAUUUUGGAGGUUAAUAUUACUCCCUGUCCUGGACUACCUUGCCUUCUCCGCAAAGGAGUGUCUUACAGCGUCAAUGUUACAUUUUCCAGUAAAAUUGAAAGCCAAAGCAGCAAAGCAAAGGUGUAUGGGGAAAUAAUGCAUGUGGAUAUUCCUUUCCCACUUGAAGAGCCUGAUGGAUGCAAGAGUGGGAUCAAGUGCCCUAUCCAUAAUGGUCAUACUUACAGCUACUUGAACAAGCUGCCAGUAAAGAGCGAGUACCCAUCUAUUAAACUUCUUGUCAAGUGGGAGUUAUCUGAUGACGAACAAGGAUUAUUAUUCUGCUGGAUGGUUCCGGUUCAAAUUACCAGUUAAAAAAGCCAUUUAGUCCUCAAGAGUUACAGAGGAUGGAAGGCAGAGUUUGAUAAAGACAAGUAAAAUAUUUUGCUACACCAGGCAGUUCCUGUUUAUCCUAUGGUAUCUGUGCAAUAAUUGUUCUCAGAGACAUAGUCUAGAUGAAGAACAAAAUGGAUAGCUAGAAUAAAGAGUGGGUUGGUGGAUAUCUUGCUGUAACUCAGGGCAAUGUUUUUAUAAUUGAAAGAAAAUCUGUUUGGAAGAUUUAUAUUGCUUGAUAGAGAAUAUCUACCACAAAAAUUAUUUCCUCUAAAAAAAAAAAAAAAAACUGGCCCAGCAAAAUU
This is a messenger RNA of Crotalus tigris (Tiger rattlesnake), 861 nucleotides long. RefSeq names its product NPC intracellular cholesterol transporter 2 (gene NPC2). The transcript has 4 exons. The coding region runs from base 77 to 538 and encodes 153 amino acids. Gene Ontology annotation, molecular function: cholesterol binding. The record is from RefSeq and is a predicted model, not a curated record. Gene Ontology annotation, biological process: intracellular cholesterol transport; cholesterol efflux. Lineage: Eukaryota; Metazoa; Chordata; Lepidosauria; Squamata; Viperidae.